AUGUCCAAGCCACUUCAUCCCGCGACCGUUCACUUUCCCAUCGCCUUCCUUUUCCUCGGAUUCGGCCUUGAUAUCAUCUAUCAAGCCGGCGACCGAAUCCCCGCCAAUGUUUCUCAGCACCUCCCCAACGCCGCCGACCUCACCCGCGCCAGCUACUACCUCAUCCUGCUCGGCCUGAUCAGCGCCGUGCCAGCCGUGAUCACCGGUCUCCAGCAAAACAUCCUGAUGAUUGUCAAGCAGGGAAUGUAUGAGACCGACGGCAAGACCAUCAAGACCAAGGUCAAGGCCGCCAUCUCUCACGCCGUCGUUAUUGACAUCAGCCUCGCCUUGACGGCGUAUGCCUGGUACGCUCGUCGCACACAACUUCUCGCCGGUGUCAUUCCCACCAAGCUCAACAUUGCCCUUCCCUACGCACCUGAGGCGUGGGUUGUUGGUGCAGAGGUUGCGGCUUUGGCGAUCAUGUCGUUCGGUGCCAACAUCGGUGGAUCUCUGACCUACAACUACGGUGUCGGUUUCUCGUCGCUGAGCGCGGCUGUCAACAAGAAGAAGCAGUAA
Molecule: messenger RNA, 555 nt
Organism: Dissoconium aciculare CBS 342.82
Lineage: Eukaryota; Fungi; Ascomycota; Dothideomycetes; Mycosphaerellales; Dissoconiaceae
Exons: 2
Coding region: 1-555 (184 amino acids)
Source: RefSeq, a predicted model, not a curated record